GUGCUGCAUCCAUAAAUGUGUCAUCAGAGACGGUUUACUGAGAGAUGUUUGUGUUUGAUAGAAGAUCUGACAUUGAUUCAGUUUUCUGGAUCUUUGCGGCGUCCUCAGAUCCGCGGCAUGAGCAUCGACGAAGCCGUCGCUCAGCUGGAGUUCAACGACAAGAAAGGAGCCAAAAUCAUGAAAGAGGUCCUCCUUGAAGCUCAGGAGAUGGCCGUGAAGACUCACAACGUGGAGUACAAGUCCAACCUGCACGUGGGUGAGUGCAAAGGGAAGUACCUGAAGCGGAUCCGGUACCACGGCAGAGGCAUGUUCGGCAUCAUGGACAAAGUCUACUGUCACUAUUUUGUGAAGCUGGUGGAAGGGCCGCCGCCCCGACCGGAGCAGAAGACGGGCCUGGACCAGGCCCGAGAGUACGUCCAGAAGCUGAAGGAUCGGACCGUCAUCCACAGCCUGUAGAUCUUCACAUGUUUGAAUCAUUUUGUAAAUAAACGUCAGCAGAAACGC
Oryzias melastigma (Indian medaka) is the source of this 504-nucleotide messenger RNA. Its product is annotated as 39S ribosomal protein L22, mitochondrial-like. Gene Ontology annotation, molecular function: structural constituent of ribosome. The coding region runs from base 16 to 456 and encodes 146 amino acids. Lineage: Eukaryota; Metazoa; Chordata; Actinopteri; Beloniformes; Adrianichthyidae. The transcript has 3 exons. The record is from RefSeq and is a predicted model, not a curated record. Gene Ontology annotation, biological process: ribosome assembly; translation. Gene Ontology annotation, cellular component: mitochondrial large ribosomal subunit; ribosome.